Messenger RNA from Vigna angularis (adzuki bean), 4072 nucleotides. Its product is annotated as E3 ubiquitin-protein ligase RGLG3. The transcript is spliced from 13 exons. The coding region runs from base 2440 to 3843 and encodes 467 amino acids. NCBI's taxonomy places the organism in Eukaryota, Viridiplantae, Streptophyta, Magnoliopsida, Fabales, Fabaceae. The record is from RefSeq and is a predicted model, not a curated record.
UGAGAAAAUGGUCACCAGUCAAAAUAGUAUCUAGAAAAAGCGCGAGUUGAGGCAAUUCAUUCACUUCGAACUCAGAUUCGUUUUGGCUCAGAGUCAUGGCACCUAGGCCACCUCCUCCUCCCCUUACAACCUUAGAUAUGCCCAACCUGACUAGGGCAAUCGAGUCUGUGGCAGUAGCCCUUCAGCAAUAGAGUGAUGCCAUGAUGCAACAACACCAAAUGGCCCUGCAACAUAUGGAAGCUACUAGGCUAUGUUUUGAGACGACUCAACAAUGUCAUCUGGAUGCAUUGAGGCAGUUGGAGGAGAAUAGGACAUCAAUUGGUUCUUCGCAUGUUCCACCUCCUCAAGUUGAAUAAUGGAGUUUGGAGAACUUUCUACAACAUCAUCCAUCAAAGUUUUAUGGGAAGACAAGCCCAGAUGGGGCAGAUCAAUGGUUAAGUGAUAUGGAGAGAAUCUUUGAUGCCAAGAGGUGUCAGCGAAGAACAGGUUGACCUAUUCCGAGUAUCAGCUCUCUGGAAAAGCGGUACAUUGGUGGGCUAAUAUGGAGGCUAAUGUUAGAAGAAGGCGGGGAGAACAUCACCUGGGAGUUGUUUAAAAGGAACUUCUAUGCUGAAUACUUCCCUAAUAGUGUGAGAUAUGCUAAAGCGGUGGAGUUCUUGCAACUGGUGCAAGGAAGCAUGUUAGUGACAGAGUAUACAGAUAAGUUCAAGCAUCUGAGGUGUUUCUAUACCUUGCCCAUGGAUGAAGAAUGGAGGUGUAGGAAAUUUGAGAAUGGGUCAAGAGUUGACAUGAAGAUGGUGAUACUGCCACUCUCUAUUAAGGAGUUUCCUGCUUUAAUAGAGAGAGCCAGAGUGGUGGAAAAGUUGAAGGUUGAGAUUCAAGUUCAACAGAAGCAACCAUAAAGAGUGGAAGGACCAUUUAGGUCAAGAGCGAGACAGGAUGAGAGGAAGAAACCUUACUCUAGACCUGAUAGUGUGAGAUAUGCUAAAGAGGUGGAGUUCUUACAACUGGUGCAGGGAAGCAUGUCAGUGACGGAGUAUGCAGAUAAGUUGAAGCAUUUGGGACAUAUUUAUACCUUGACCAUGAAUGAAGAAUGGAGGUGUAGAAAUUUUGAGAAUGGGUUGAGAGCUAACAUGAAGAUGGUGAUAGUGCCACUCUAUUAAGGAGUUUCCUGCUUUAAUAGAGAAAGCCAAAGUGGUGGAAAAGUUGAAGGCUGAGAUUGAAGUUCAGCAGAAACAACCAUAGAGAGUGAAAGGACCAUCUAGGUCAAAAGUUGGACAGGAUGAGAGGAAGAAACCUUACUCUAGACCUCAGCCUUAAGGGUUAAGAGGGAGUUCUUCCCAGCAGCAGUUUUAGCAGAGCAGGGUUCAGUGUUAUGUUUGUAAAGGACCGCAUCUAAGGAGCGUUGUCCUCAGAUGGCUGGUUAUAAGAGAUGUAACCAUUCUGGUGGAGAGGGACUUUGCUAAGGAUUGUCCUUCUAGCAUAAGUGUUGUAGCUCAACCUCAGUAGACAUCUCAAUAGAAGAAGAGGGGUGACAAACCUCAGGCUACAAGGAGGGUGUAUGCUAUGUCUGGAGUAGAGGAAGUUUGAUCAGGUAACCUUAUUGUUGGCAGUUGUGUGAUAGCCAGUAGGAAUCUUAGUGUUUUGUAUGAUUCUUGAGCGACACACUUCUUUGUGUCAGAAGCUUCUGUUUAAGAGUUGAGUUUACUUGUGGGAGAGCUACAGUAUGAUCUUAUGGUAUCUACUCUAGCCUCUGGUUUGAUUAAGACUCGCUGGGCAAAGUUGAAGUCAGAGGGCUACUGACUUGGUAGUUGUUGGGCGAGAAUAUACUUGUUGAGCGAGACGAAAGUCAGAGAGCUCACUGACUUGACAAUCCCUAGGCAAGAAUAUACUCGCUGAGAGAAGUCAAAGUAAGAGAAUUACUAACUCGGUGGUCGUUAGGCACCACCAGAGUUAGAGAGCUCAUUGACCUAGUUGUAGCUCAACAAGACAAGUUUCGCUGGGCAACUUUUGUGAGGAUUUAAGUUUAUAAGUUCUAAUGAUAUUCUCGUUGGGUGAAUUGCCAGGUCGUUGGGUGAAUGUGCUUUCGGACACUACACAUUGAGCGAGUAGAGAUUCUCGUUGAGCGAAAUUAUCAUAGUCUAACUAAUUUUCAUGUCUCUUAUUGUAUGUUUAAUGUGUGAUUUUGUUAAUGUUAAAAUGAUUAUUGGUUUAUAAUGUAAUAUGAGAACGGUUCGGACUAAUCCAAGGAGUAUUAGUGGUGGUUAAAAUAAUGUGUGUAUUGAUAUAUGGAUUCUGUUUUGAGAGCUAUCUUGUCGUUCUAAUAACCAUAUAAUCUCAACUAGAGAUGGGUGGGGUAUGUGGUGAGAGGAGCAGGUGGUCCUAUUCUAGGGGUUUUACCUUGGCAAAAAAUGUUAACGAACUAACCUUGCGUGUGGUAUGGUGAAACCCAUUGGUAAUGGCGCAGAGGCCACUACAAGUACAAAACUCUCCAGGGUGAAAGGACUUUUAAUUAUGGGAAAUGCAGAGUCAAGUGAUUCUCAUGCUGAUUUUCACCAGCGACCCCGGUCCUCUGAAGGAAGUUCAGCAAAUACUAGCUACCAAUAUCAUCAACCCCCUUCCUUCGUUGGAAGUUCAGCAAGUGCUAGUCAUCAAUAUCAUGACCACCCUUCCUAUGAUGAAAGUUCAAUGAAUACUAGCUAUCAAUAUCAUCAACCGGUUCAACCCUCUUUAUAUGCUGGGAGUUUGGUGAAUACCAAACAUCACCAUAAGCAGCGACCCACAUAUAUACCUGACAAUUUCAGUUCAUUGGAUCAGGUUGUUUCCGCUUUGAGAGAAGCUGGUUUGGAGUCUUCGAAUCUUAUAAUUGGUAUUGACUUCACCAAAAGCAAUGAGUGGACAGGAAAAUAUUCUUUCAACCAUAAAAGCCUUCAUUAUAUUGGAAACACUCCUAAUCCAUAUGAGCAAGCGAUCUCUAUUAUUGGCCGUACUCUCUCUUCGUUUGAUGAAGACAAUCUGAUCCCAUGUUUUGGAUUUGGUGAUGCAUAUACACAUGAUCAGAAUGUGUUCAGCUUUUAUCCCGAUGAUCGCUAUUGUCACGGUUUUGAGGAAGUACUUGCACGCUACCGAGAGAUUGUGCCACACUUAAAAUUGGCAGGUCCAACAUCAUUUGCCCCUGUAAUCGAUGCAGCAGUUGAUAUUGUGGAAAGAAGCAAUGGUCAAUACCAUGUUCUUGUCCUUAUUGCUGAUGGACAGGUUACCAGAAAUUCAGGCACACCACAUGGAAAGUUUAGUCCACAGGAAGAAACAACUAUUAAUUCCAUUAUUGCUGCAAGUCACUAUCCCCUCUCAAUUAUUUUGGUUGGAGUUGGAGAUGGUCCAUGGGAUGAAAUGAAGAACUUCGAUGAUAGCAUUGCUCAGCGCUUAUUUGACAACUUUCAGUUUGUGAAUUUCACAAAGAUCAUGUCUGAAAACAAAGAUGCAUCAAAGAAGGAAGCAGCAUUUGCACUUGCUGCCCUUAUGGAAAUUCCAAUUCAAUACCGGAUAACCCAAAACCUUCAACUUGCCAAUGAAAAGUCAAUUAGCUAUCAACGUAAAAGGCCUCUUCCUCCGCCUAAGGAAGUAAUAGAUCGUGACAAUGCAGUUCUAGCAGUUCCAAAAUUUGAAUCAGUUGAGCCAUCAGGUCCAGCUACGGUAGAAUCAGCAUGCCCUAUUUGCUUAACCAAUCCGAAGGACAUGGCUUUUGGAUGCGGUCAUACAACUUGCAAGGAGUGUGGCUUGACAUUAUCUUCUUGCCCUAUGUGCCGGCAGCCAAUUACAACUCGUCUGAGACUAUUCACUUGAAUUUGGACAUUUCUUAUCACUUCAUUCAUGUUUAUAUUUCCGCUAUUACCUGUAUAAGAAAUCUAAUGCACCUGUAAAAUCUCCUUCACAAGAUGUACAGUAAGGUUUGUAUGUACAGUCUUGUGUUUGUGUUCAAACAAAAAUGUUUAUGUUCAUUGAAUUUGAAAGUGUUUGAAUAUCUAUCCCACAAAUUUGAGACUUCCGUCUUAAAUGGGGACAUUUUUUUUUA